CUGUAUUAAAUGGCCUCCCUAGAGACAUAACGUUCCUCCAACGUACAAUGCAUCAAUGAUGCUGCCUAGGAUCAUAUUCUGCGCUGCAGUCCUCUUGGCAAUACUUACUGUGAUUCUUCUAGCUUUGGUUUCUCCAGUACCCCAAAGAACGCCUCCGCUGCCUUCGCUGGACCUUUCCUUGUACAUUCAGCAGCCACACGUCGGAAGCUCCAAUUCACUGCAGCCGGUGGCACAUUCAAACACCGGAGCAUUUAUCUUCCACCGCAAGCUCACGGAGGGACCCGAGAACACUUCUCGGGUAGUCGGAAAAGCCCAAGGCUUCAUCAUCCCUAUGGAAAACUUUGCAGAAUCGGCAUUCAAUAUCAUCUACCUGACAUUUCACACUCCCAAAUAUUCUGGUAGCCUUAGUGUUCAAGCCAAGCAUGUUUCCCGCAAAGACACAGAAGAGCUCACGGUGAUGGGUGGAACAGGAUCGUUUGCUUUCGCUCGCGGAUUAGCUGUGUUUGCUCAGAGUGAUCAGCAGCCGGUGGGUGCUGAAUCCACUUAUCAUGUCAAGCUUCAGCUUAGAUUUCCUAAUCAGUCUCGCACGACUCUAGGCUGAUGAACCUGUUUUGAUUGCUCAACACCCCAAACCAAUGCUUAUAUCAAUAUCUUCAUUGUUCUGCAUUUUUGCUAUACUUGGUUGAGUUGGUUCUAGCCUUGACUCGUGACUUCCGGCCCUUAACCCCCUCCUAUAAGUUGGCAUGUAGAUAAUUGAUACUGAUUUGGAGCUAAUUGAUAUCAUCCCUUUGGA
Argentina anserina (silverweed cinquefoil) is the source of this 793-nucleotide messenger RNA. RefSeq names its product pterocarpan synthase 1. NCBI's taxonomy places the organism in Eukaryota, Viridiplantae, Streptophyta, Magnoliopsida, Rosales, Rosaceae. The record is from RefSeq and is a predicted model, not a curated record. The transcript has a single exon. Bases 56 to 601 code for a protein of 181 amino acids.